GUGCGCCUGUGCGAAGUAAUCUCCGCACACCUUCGACAGCGAUUUCUGAGCACUGUUUUCAAAUUGUUAGCUGGCUAGCUAUGCAAGCUAAUAUUUAUCUAAGCAGUGUAGCUAUGUACAAUUGAAAAUGUAUAUAAUAUACUAACCUGAUGAUAAUAGUUGUUGCCUAGCUUUUGGUACUUUUGGUAGCUAAAUUAGCUGGUUAGUUUAGCUAAUUCCGUCUGGCUUCAGUUGUGUUGAUUGAACGACGUAGCCAGCUAACAAGGGAUUUAAAGUCGAGCGAAGCAGGAAGCAGCUUUCAAAGGAGCUGCUGACUACUGGCCUUUGGACUGUGAUGGAAAAUCGUGUGUGUCUGUAUCCCUCCUCCCUGCCGUGGACCCCAGGAGAGGUAGGGGCUGGUGGGACAGGGGCGUGGGGUAGCAUGGGACAGAACGCCAGCAAUGCUGAGACAGUGCCCCAGCAACACCAACAGCAACCUGCUCAACACAACACCGAUGAUGAGGUGGACUUGCAGCAGAGUACGACAGGGAGUGAGGGGGGUGACUCAUCAGGCGGAACCCCUCCCUCCAAACGAAAGGGCAAGUUCUCUAGCUUCGGGAAUAUGUUCAAGCCCUGGAAGUGGAGGAAGAAGAAGAGCAGCGAGACCUUUCUGGAAACCUCAAUAGUGUUGGAGAGGAAGAUCUCAGUAAGGAGACCUCGUCAGGAGCUGAUUGACAGAGGAUUGCUGAAAGAACUGCCGGAGAAUGAGGGCAACGACGUGAACCAUUCCAAAGGUCCAGUGGUGAAGAAUGGCCAGCCAGUACCUAUGGAUGUUGACCGGGUCUCAGAGACUGGGAUCAAGGUGUCCCGGGGGGAGGCAGGCCCAGGGCUCAACCCCACCUGGCUACCCCAGGGAGAGGAUCCACGGCGGGGCAGCGUCCCUUCAGACGACCCCCGGAGCAGGAGCCGGGUACCCUCUGACGCCUCGCGCUCCAACCGAGCCCCACUAGACGUAGACUCACACGCCAGGCUAUCAGUCAUAGAUCUGGAGAGACGGAGUAGAGUGCCGUCUGACGUGUCAGAGAGGAGAGGAGGGUCACUACCGAGAGGACCUGCUCCGGAGGAGGGGAGGCAACGGAAAGAGGAUAAAGAGGACAAGAGAGAGGAGAGGAGAGACUGGAAAGAGGAGAGGAGAGACUGGAAAGAGGAGAGGAGAGACUGGAAAGAGGAGAGGAGAGACUGGAAAGAGGAGAGGAAAGAGGAGAGGAGAGACUGGAAAGAGGAGAGGAAAGAGGAGAGGAGAGACGGGAAAGAGGAGAGGAGAGACGGGAAAGAGGAGAGGAGAGACGGGAAAGAGGAGAGGAGAGACGGGAAAGAGGAGAGGAGAGACGGGAAAGAGGAGAGGAGAGACGGGAAAGAGGAGAGGAGAGACGGGAAAGAGGAGAGGAGAGACGGGAAAGAGGAGAGGAGAGACGGGAAAGAGGAGAGGAGAGACGGGAAAGAGGAGAGGAGAGACGGGAAAGAGGAGAGGAGAGACGGGAAAGAGGAGAGGAGAGACGGGAAAGAGGAGAGGAGAGACGGGAAAGAGGAGAGGAGAGACGGGAAAGAGGAGAGGAGAGACGGGAAAGAGGAGAGGAGAGACGGGAAAGAGGAGAGGAGAGACGGGAAAGAGGAGAGGAGAGAGGACAAGAGAGAGGAGAGGAGAGACGGGAAACAGGACAAGAGAGAGGAGAGGAGAGACGGGAAAGAGGAGAGGAGAGACGGGAAAGAGGAGAGGAGAGACGGGAAGGAGGAGAGGAGAGGUCCUCGUGAUGAGAGGGAGGAGAGAGACAACAAGGAAAAGAGAGACCGGCGAGAGGAGAGGGAAAGGAGGGACAGAGAUGAUCGAGAGAAGAGCGAAGAGAAGGAGGACAAGGAGAAGAGAGGAGAAAAAGAUGACAGAAGAGAGGGAAAAGAGAGAAGAGAUGAUCGUGAGAAAAGAGAGGACAGGAGAGAUGACCGGGAAAGAAAAGAUGACCGGUACAAGAUAAUUGUUCGUGAAAAGGCAGAUGAAAGGAGAGAUGAUGGGGAACAAAGGGGGGAGGAGAGGGAUAGGAGGAGGAGUCCUCCUAGGCCUGCUAAACCAGAGACCCUCUUGAGAUGUUUUGAAGAGGGUCGUCCUGUGGUCAGACUUCACUCUGAGAUGGAGCUAAGGCAGAGUCUCCAGAAGACCUCCUCAGAGGACCUCCGUAGCAGGGUCCGUCCUGCCUCUGAGGCUUACCGCGGGAGCACCCUGCCCAGGUACAUGCCAUCUGAGGAGAUCAAAGGAGGGGAGACCCGCGGACGAGCAGAGUCCACUGGUGUCCGCUUCGCCCCUGUCCACACCCCAGAUCCUGACUCCUCCCGUAGAGAGCUGCCUCCUACCAAACAGGCCAUGCUCCCUCCUAAGAGCCACCCCACUAUCACCACCUCCACGGAGCCUGUCCGGACCUCCACCCCACCCUCCUCCUCUACCUCCCCUGCUGUAGCAGUGGCCAAGCCCGCCAGGACUGUCUCCCUGAUCAUCAGUGAUGACCCUCCUCCCACCCACUCCAACCCUGUCCCCCUGUACGUUCCAGCCAGGUACCCCCCUCCUCCACCACGGGGGAAUCGGCCACUCCUCCCCCCGUACCCCCCCAUGCCAAGCAGCCACCUGUACCCCCACCCAAACCCACCAACCGCAACAGCAACCCUGCUCUGCUUGGUCAAAGUGUCCACAUUGAACAGGGCCUCCAGGGUCCAAGGUCCCCUUUCUCCUCACUACUGUACCAGCUGGAGAAGGCAGGGGGAGCUGGGCCUGUACCUUUCACUGCCCACCUACCUCCACCGCCGACAGACUGAACAAGCCUGCUCAGCGGAGCUCUCUCAGGUUGGCAGUGGUAUCAUCGUUGUUCCUGCCCCCACCAGGCGCUCUCCUCCCACUCCGCCCAAGAGGAUGACCCCCGUCACCAAGCACCACUCUGGCGACCCUGAGCCAGAGACCUCGGGCCCCUCUGGUUCUGUCCCAGUCCCCAUACCUACUGUCUCUGUACCCCCCAGCACAGACCGAGACGACACCAGGGACACCCUCAGAGCAGUAGGGUUCAAACUACCCACCUCUGACCCUGCACCAGCACCCCGACCUCUGUCCCAUAUACCCACGUCCACUCCCAGCUCCCACCCCCACUUACAGCUCCCCAACCCUGCCUCCGCACCCCUCCCGGUCCCACUCUCCUUCCCUCAGAAGGACCCUCCCAGCCCAACCACAGAGCCGCCCAGCCACCCCCCAGCCUCAGUCCCAGCCAUCCCCCUUCACAUCCUGAUCCAGCGGGCCCUGUGCUCCCCCAGCCCGGCUCAGGCUAACCCAGAUGGGUCCCAAAGAGCGCACUCCAUGCUGUUUGAGUCCCCCCCAGAGUUCCUCACUGAGGCUGGAGGCCGACGCUCCCUACCCGUCACCAUAGAACCCCUCAGACUACCUGAGGAUGAUGACUUUGACAUGGAGGAGGAGUUGGAGAAGCUUCACCCCAGAAGGAUGCUGCCCCCCAGGCAGCCUGAGCUGGAGCCCAGGAGCAGGAGGGGUCUGGUGGUCGAUCCCAGGGUCAGUGUCAUCCCAGAGGGCCGGGGGCCCGGAGACAGCAGUGAGGAGGAUGAGGAGACCGACUCUGACGGACCCAUUCUCUACAGAGAUGACGAUGAAGACGAGGACGACGAUCCACCAAGUGCCUUGGCCAGCCGUGUGACGAGGAAGGACACCCUGGCCCUGAAGCUGGAGAGAGAGGAGCGGGAGGGAGGAGAGGGACAAGACGGAGUCGGCUGGCAGAGCAGAGAGCAGUGGGAGGCACUCAAGAACAAGAUCGGUACCACGCUCAACAGGAGGUUGAGUCAGAGACCCACAGCAGAGGAGUUGGAGCAGAGAAACAUCCUUCCAGCCAGGAACGAAGCUGAUAUCAGGGCAGAGCGGAGCGAGAUCAAACGCAGACUCACCAGAAAGCUGUCCCAGAGGCCCACCAUAGCAGAGCUUCAGGCCAGGAAGAUCCUGCGUUUCCAUGAGUACGUAGAGUGUACCACGACUCAAGACUACGACCGCCGUGCAGACAAACCUUGGACUAAGCUCACUCCCUCCGACAAGGCUGCCAUCCGCAAGGAACUGAACGAGUUCAAGAGCUCUGAGAUGGAGGUUCACGAAGAGAGCAGGAUCUAUACCAGAUUCCAUCGGCCUUAGCUGUGCUCCCUGGCCCGGCUGCAGAGCAAGUACUUAAAUGCAAUACUGAGCCGGGGGGUUGCAGGACUGCAAUACAGAGCACACAGACCCCUGGUGACUGCAAUUUCCACAGCCCCCUGUCCUGGCACAAGCCUGUUCCUCUCCUGUAAGGAACACUGUUGAUGGCUACAUCUGAAACCAUGGACUAGAGGUGUAUAGCCUGUCUAAACAUGGACUAUGGAUGUGGCCCCUCAGUCUAUCCAGUCAUUGUUAAAACCACAGACUAGAAGUGUGGCCUAUAGAUAAACGACUUGCAUCUAAAACCAUGGACUAGGGAUUUGGCCUCUUGGUCAAACCACUUACUGUUAAAACCAUGGACUAGAGGUGACCUCCAUCGGUCCAACCCCUUGCAUAUGAAUCCAUGGGACUACUGGUACUACUGUACUCCAGCGUUGAUCUGCCUGACCAGACAACCCACAGGGAGAGCUGGAGAAGAACUAGCUGGACAAGGUUUAGUGGUUUAGGCCUAUUUCAGCUGCCAUUUUGUAGAUUCCCUGUGCCAACACUGACUAUCAGAAUAGGAAGGACAAGAGGGACAGACGGCGAUUGUGACAAAGGAUGUCCUGUUUUGUUCCUCACAUCACCUCCAUUCUCUGUCGUUCCCUAAAGCAAGAAUGUUCCCAAGAGGCCUUUACUGUACCUGGUUUUUAGAGUUCCUUCAACACUUUGCCCUAUUUUUAAUUGAGAACAGAAAAUAAUUAUAUACGUACUGAUUGUCGAUCAUGACGAUGGUCAACAUUAGUACACGGUAGUAUUAAUGAUUUAAUGUUCAACUAAAUGUGAUACAGAACUUUGUUAGACUACAUGACGCUGGUGAAACCCUGAAACGUGUGUUUAUGGGUACCCAAUGGUACCGCCCUUAUCUCUAAUGGGACAAUACAUGGAGUGGUACGGAAACUGUGCGUAGUAAAUGUGAAAUGGCUAUAGCUAGCCUACAUGUCGGUUAUGGGUUUAGUUGUCCAACCACAAGACAUGAGUUAAAUUGAAACUCAAAUGUAGUGUCUACUAGUCAGCUAUCUAGCUGUGUUACAUAGACCUUAUUCAGCAUCGCUCCAUUGUCCCCAUACACAAUGAUGUGCAUUUUAACUGCGUGCUGUUGAUUAUCUAAGUGAUUUUGUGACAGCCCAUAAUAUAAGCUGACUAAUCGUUUGUUCAGCGUAGUAAUAAGGAACCAUAUUGUUAAAAUGGACAUUUAAAGUUAAAAAAAAAAAAAAAUCAGGAAGUUGUACAAUUUGAAACGUUAGAACUAAUAUAAUUUAAGACACAACCUAAAGCUUACGUACACUAUAAUUAUUUAACGGUUGAUUUUGAAAGACUGCGGCAGGAACAUGGAUAUAUUUUUACUUCACAUUGUUACUUUGUGUAUGUAGGUCAUUGGUUGGCCUCAGCUGUAUAGACUUAUCCUGUAGAUUGAUUUCAUUGACUUUAUAUUAUGUCUUCCUAAUGUUAAAAUAAAUGUGUUUUUAAAUGUAAUUAAAGCGUUACAACAGUGCUAUUUUCUAAUAAUGUUACAGAAAUUGGUACCGAAACAGGGUUCCCUUAUUUUACAGAUGUUUUGUUUUUUAUAAAGAGAUCUUUAAAAUGAUUUGCAAACCUACUGUAUAAAUGAAUGGUCAACUCUCACUCAAAUUAAAAUAAAUGGUUUAUCAUCCUAAAGAA
Messenger RNA from Oncorhynchus nerka (sockeye salmon), 5896 nucleotides. RefSeq names its product phosphatase and actin regulator 4A-like. The record is from RefSeq and is a predicted model, not a curated record. Lineage: Eukaryota; Metazoa; Chordata; Actinopteri; Salmoniformes; Salmonidae. Bases 335 to 4198 code for a protein of 1287 amino acids. Gene Ontology annotation, molecular function: actin binding. Gene Ontology annotation, biological process: actin cytoskeleton organization; neural crest cell migration. The transcript has 17 exons.